Castor canadensis (American beaver) is the source of this 1603-nucleotide messenger RNA. RefSeq names its product cyclin D1 (gene Ccnd1). NCBI's taxonomy places the organism in Eukaryota, Metazoa, Chordata, Mammalia, Rodentia, Castoridae. The record is from RefSeq and is a predicted model, not a curated record.
UUCUCUGCCCGGCUUUGAUCUCUGCUUAACAACAGUAACGUCACACGGACUACAGGGGAGUUUUGUUGAAGUUGCAAAGUCCUGGAGCCUCCAGAGGGCUGUCGGCGCAGUAGCAGCAAGCAGCAGAGUCCGCGCGCUCCGGCGAGGGGCAGAAGAGCGCGAGGCAGCGCGGGGCAGCAGGAACGAGAGGCGAGCGCAGACCCACCCCGGACGCACAGCCCUCCCCAGGCGACCCAGGCACAGCCCCAGCCAUGGAACACCAGCUCCUGUGCUGCGAAGUGGAGACCAUCCGCCGCGCGUACCCAGACACCAACCUCCUCAACGACCGGGUGCUGCGGGCCAUGCUCAAGGCGGAGGAGACCUGCGCGCCCUCCGUGUCCUAUUUCAAGUGCGUGCAGAAGGAGAUCCUGCCGUCCAUGCGGAAGAUCGUAGCCACCUGGAUGCUGGAGGUCUGCGAAGAGCAGAAGUGCGAGGAGGAGGUCUUCCCGCUGGCCAUGAACUACCUGGACCGCUUCCUGUCGCUCGAGCCCCUGAAGAAGAGUCGCCUGCAGCUGCUGGGGGCCACCUGCAUGUUCGUGGCCUCUAAGAUGAAGGAGACCAUCCCUCUGACGGCCGAGAAGUUGUGCAUCUACACUGACAACUCCAUCCGGCCCGAGGAGCUACUGCAAAUGGAAUUGCUUCUGGUGAACAAACUCAAGUGGAACCUGGCGGCCAUGACCCCUCACGAUUUCAUUGAGCACUUCCUCUCCAAAAUGCCAGAGGCCGAGGAGAACAAACAGAUCAUCCGCAAGCACGCGCAGACCUUUGUGGCUCUCUGUGCCACAGAUGUGAAGUUCAUUUCUAACCCGCCCUCCAUGGUGGCCGCUGGGAGCGUGGUGGCUGCAAUGCAGGGCUUGCACCUGGGCAGCCCCAACAACUUCCUGUCCUGCUAUCGCCUGACACACUUCCUGUCCAGAGUGAUCAAGUGCGACCCGGACUGCCUCCGGGCCUGCCAGGAACAGAUAGAAGCCCUGCUCGAGUCGAGCCUGCGCCAGGCCCAGCAGAACCUGGACCCCAAGGCCACAGAGGAGGAGGAGGAAGAGGAAGAGGAAACCGACCUGGCCUGCACACCCACCGACGUGCGGGACGUGGACAUCUGAGAGCACCGGGUGUGCGCCACCAGGCUCCGAGCAGUGUGUCUCGCAGCCCCACAGCGAGUGAGGAGCUGGUGCAGGUGCUUCUGUGACAAAGUCCCUCCUUGGGACAUUACGCUACCAGAAGGGAAAGUUUCAUUCUCCUUGUUGGUUUUUUUGUUUUUGUUUUUGCUCUUUCUCCUUCUGACUUAAGCAGAAAAAAAAGAAAUUACCCAAAAACUGUCUUUAAAAAAAAAAAAAAAGAGAGAGAGGGAGAGAGAUAGAAUUUGCAUAACCCUGAGUGGGGGGAGGGGCUUAUGCUACAGAAAUAGAGGAUUUGCUACCCCAGUAAUCAACUAGUUCUUUAUUCAUUGCUUGUCUCUGUGGAAGAAUAGCGUUAACACACAGAAAAGUCUCCUGAGGGGGCUAGCUCUGAUUCUUCAUGUGUUUAAAAACAAAAAAACCUAAAAACAUUUAAAAAAAAAAAAAAA